CUUCGUUCCCCUCUUCACCAUACACAGUCCCUUUUUUUCCUCAAACACUUUCUUCUAUUUAAACUCCUUUCUUUCCCUCUCUUCUCCCAACCUCUCUUUCUUUGUUCUCCCUUCUUUACGGAAAAUAAUGACUUCUAAAAUUGCAAAUUAUGGAGUUUCUCACUCCUUUCCACCAUCUACUUCUUAUUCUUCCACUUCACUCGAUUUUACUCUCCCUUCGAAAUCCAUCUCCAUGACAAGAAAAACUAAAAUUCAUUCUGCUCUACUCACUUUCCCAAAACAAAAAGAUUCCCCCAAUAAACAAGCAAAAUUUCAUACACCUGAUUGGAACCUUUUCCAAAAGGCAGCAGCAAAAGCUUUAGAUAUCGUGGAAAGCGCGUUAGUCUCACUCGAAUUACAAAACCCACUUCCUAAAACGUCCGAUCCACGUGUACAAAUUGCCGGAAACUUUGCUCCGGUACCGGAGCAAUCAGUCCGGCAUAAUCUUCCCGUUACGGGGACGAUCCCGGAUUUUAUUAACGGCGUUUAUGUUCGUAAUGGUGCUAACCCGCUUUUCGAACCUGUUGCCGGUCAUCACCUUUUUGACGGUGAUGGCAUGGUUCAUGCCGUCACCGUCGAAAAUAGUUCAGUAAGCUAUUCUUGCCGUUUCACUGAAACGCAAAGAUUAGUUCAAGAACGUGAUUUGGGUCGCCCUGUUUUUCCAAAAGCUAUUGGUGAGCUCCAUGGUCAUUCUGGAAUUGCUAGGCUAUUGCUUUUCUAUGCCCGUGGAGUUUUCGGGCUUGUGGAUCAUAGCCAUGGUACCGGAGUGGCUAAUGCCGGAUUAGUUUACUUCAAUAAUCGUCUUUUAGCAAUGUCUGAAGAUGAUGUACCUUAUCAUGUUAAAGUUUUGCCUUCUGGUGAUCUUCAAACAGUUGGAAGGUACAAUUUUGAUGAACAAUUGAAAAGUACAAUGAUUGCUCACCCGAAAAUUGAUCCUGUUUCGGGUGAGCUUUUUGCUUUGAGCUACGAUGUAGUUCAAAAGCCUUACUUGAAAUCCUUCAAGUUUUCACCGGACGGGAAGAAAUCGCCCGACGUUGAAAUCCCAUUGGAUGUUCCAACCAUGAUGCAUGAUUUCGCUAUUACUGAGAAUUACGUUGUAAUUCCUGAUCAGCAAGUUGUGUUCAAGCUUCAAGAAAUGAUCAAAGGAGGCUCCCCUGUGAUUUAUGACAAAAACAAGAAAUCAAGGUUUGGAAUUCUACCCAAAAAUGCUAAAGAUUCUGAUAAUAUUAUUUGGGUAGAAUCACCCGAAACGUUCUGUUUUCAUCUAUGGAAUGCUUGGGAAGAGCCAGAGUCAGAUGAAGUAGUUGUUAUUGGUUCAUGCAUGACACCACCAGAUUCAAUUUUCAAUGAAUGCAGUGAGAAUUUAAGGAGUGUCUUGUCAGAAAUAAGGCUCAAUUUGAAGACGGGAGAAUCGACGAAACGACAAAUAGUUCCAUCAUCAGAUCAAGUAAAUUUGGAAGCUGGAAUGGUGAGCAGGAAUAAACUCGGUCGAAAAACACAAUUUGCUUAUCUUGCAAUUGCAGAGCCAUGGCCAAAAGUUUCUGGUUUUGCAAAAGUGGAUUUAUCAACAGGGGAAAUUAAAAAACAUAUGUAUGGAGAUAAAAGAUAUGGAGGUGAGCCAUUAUUUUUACCAAGAAAUGUGAAUUCAGAAAAAGAAGAUGAUGGAUAUAUUCUUGCAUUUUGCCAUGAUGAGAAGACAUGGAAAUCAGAACUACAAAUUGUGAAUGCCAUGACUCUAGAAUUAGAGGCCACUGUCAAGCUACCUUCAAGAGUUCCAUAUGGUUUUCAUGGGACUUUCAUUAGCUCAAUGGACUUGCAAAAUCAAGUAUAGUACCACGAAAAUUAUUGGUAUAUACGUACAUAUUAGAAAGGUAGAAAGGGUGCGGUAUAAUAUAUA
Messenger RNA from Solanum dulcamara, 1936 nucleotides. RefSeq names its product 9-cis-epoxycarotenoid dioxygenase NCED2, chloroplastic. Gene Ontology annotation, biological process: carotene catabolic process. The record is from RefSeq and is a predicted model, not a curated record. The transcript has a single exon. Bases 128 to 1870 code for a protein of 580 amino acids. Gene Ontology annotation, cellular component: chloroplast stroma. NCBI's taxonomy places the organism in Eukaryota, Viridiplantae, Streptophyta, Magnoliopsida, Solanales, Solanaceae. Gene Ontology annotation, molecular function: carotenoid dioxygenase activity.